Equus quagga is the source of this 3799-nucleotide messenger RNA. It is a transcript of the gene SLC25A25, whose product is annotated as solute carrier family 25 member 25. Gene Ontology annotation, molecular function: calcium ion binding; ATP transmembrane transporter activity. Lineage: Eukaryota; Metazoa; Chordata; Mammalia; Perissodactyla; Equidae. Gene Ontology annotation, biological process: transmembrane transport. The transcript has 10 exons. Bases 375 to 1844 code for a protein of 489 amino acids. Gene Ontology annotation, cellular component: mitochondrial inner membrane. The record is from RefSeq and is a predicted model, not a curated record.
GAAGCUUGAAGUUGCUUCUGUCUUGGGGAGAGGUCUUUUGGGCUACUGCUUUUUCCUCUUUUAAAAAAGCCAAGCGUUUGAUCACCGUUGACCUGCAGAAGUGAGUUUGUAUCGAAGAAGCUCCAGCUGCUCUCUCCUGAUUGCCAGCAACCCGGCGGGGCUCUCUUAGUGUGAGCUACUUCUCAGGCCGGGCACGACAGCAGUGCUAGCCAAUUUGAAAAAGCAAGGAACAGCCACUGCAUGCAGAGCUUCCAGCCUUCCAGCCCCCCAGGCUAGUCUUCCAAGCAGCUGAGUAGCCAGUGACCCUUGGUAUUGUGGUCACAUCCCUCCUCCAAAGUGAACAGUCACCGUUGCGCCGUGCGGAGGAAGCCGUGAUGUUGCAGAUGCUGUGGGAUUUUCUGUCAAGCUUUCUCCCCAGGGCUGGGUGCCGCGGCUCCAGGGAGGGGACCGAUGAGGAAGUCAGAGGCACCCCAGCUCCUGCUCGGGGAGACCAGAUGCCAAGCUUUUUGGGGAAACAGGACGGAAGGGCUGAGGCCACGGAAAAGAGACCCACCAUUUUGCUGGUGGUCGGACCUGCAGAGCAGUUUCCUAAGAAAAUUCUACAAGCUGGCGAUAAAGACCUUGAUGGGCAGCUAGACUUUGAAGAGUUUGUCCAUUAUCUCCAAGAUCACGAGAAGAAACUGAGGCUGGUGUUCAAGAGUUUGGACAAAAAGAAUGACGGACGAAUCGACGCUCAAGAGAUCAUGCAGUCCCUGCGGGACCUGGGGGUCAAGAUAUCUGAGCAGCAGGCAGAAAAAAUUCUCAAAAGCAUGGACAAAAAUGGCACGAUGACCAUCGACUGGAACGAGUGGAGAGACUAUCACCUUCUGCACCCCGUGGAGAAUAUCCCCGAGAUCAUCCUGUACUGGAAGCAUUCCACGAUCUUUGAUGUGGGUGAGAAUCUGACGGUCCCUGAUGAGUUCACGGUGGAGGAGAGGCAGACGGGGAUGUGGUGGAGACACCUCGUGGCCGGAGGCGGCGCGGGGGCUGUCUCCAGAACCUGCACGGCCCCUCUGGACAGGCUCAAGGUGCUCAUGCAGGUCCAUGCCUCCCGCAGCAACAACAUGUGCAUCGUGGGCGGGUUCACCCAGAUGGUUCGAGAGGGAGGGGCCAGGUCCCUCUGGCGGGGCAACGGCAUCAACGUCCUCAAAAUUGCUCCCGAGUCGGCCAUCAAAUUCAUGGCCUAUGAGCAGAUCAAGCGUCUUAUUGGGAGUGACCAGGAGACUCUGAGGAUUCACGAGAGACUUGUGGCAGGGUCCCUGGCAGGGGCCAUCGCCCAGAGCAGCAUUUACCCAAUGGAGGUUCUGAAGACCCGGAUGGCCCUGCGCAAGACAGGCCAGUACUCGGGCAUGCUGGACUGUGCCAGGAAGAUCUUGGCCAGAGAGGGGAUGGCCGCCUUCUACAAAGGCUACGUUCCCAACAUGUUAGGCAUCAUCCCCUAUGCUGGGAUAGACCUGGCCGUCUACGAGACGCUCAAGAAUGCCUGGCUGCAGCGCUACGCAGUGAACAGCGCAGACCCCGGUGUGUUUGUGCUCCUGGCUUGUGGCACCAUGUCCAGCACCUGUGGCCAGCUGGCCAGCUACCCACUGGCCCUGGUCAGAACCCGGAUGCAGGCCCAAGCCUCCAUUGAGGGCGCUCCGGAGGUGACCAUGAGCAGCCUCUUCAGACAGAUCCUGCGAACUGAGGGGGCCUUUGGCCUGUACCGGGGGCUGGCCCCCAACUUCAUGAAGGUGAUCCCAGCCGUGAGCAUCAGCUAUGUGGUGUACGAGAACCUGAAGAUCACCCUGGGCGUGCAGUCGCGGUGACGGGGGGAGGGCAGCCCCGCCCAGCGGACUCGCUGAUCCUGGGCCUGCGGCCCUGGGACCUGUAGCCAUCUCAUUCUGUGAAUGUGCCAACACUAAGCUGACUUAAGCCAAGCUGUGAAAACCCUGGGAUGCGCCCGCAAGGGAGGGGAAGAGCUGGCAGGCCGACCGGGUUUGUCCUGCUGACCCUGGCUGACCCUGGGCUCCAUCCCAGGGGAGACCCAUGGGUAUUCCUCAGGGUCCAGGGGUCAGCAGGACAGAGGCUGUCGCACGUGGGGACAGGACGUUUCCUGCGGUGCCUGCUGAAUAGCAGGGCUUGGAGGCUGGGUCGGUUCUUCACGCCCCUUACAGCCAGACCAUCAGCCACAGGCCUUGCCCCUUGGCCUGCUGGGGGUCUAACCCGGGCCCCCGUUGCUUCCUUCCUUGCUGCUGUUUUCCUGUGGUGGGAGGAGGGCUCCCAGCCCACUCCCAUGCCCCUCCCCACUCCUCUCCCCUUGGUUUGGGGAAAGGUGGUUCCACCUGGCCUUCCCACCCCGACUUCCUGGCCCACAGUGUCGCUGCUUGCUAGGUGGUGCCGGAGGAGGGAGGAGUCUGGCUUUGUGCUCAUCCUCAUCUGAGCCCCACUGUUGGCUUCUGAGCUCACCAACGGAUGGGCCUCUGGUUGUGCGUGUGCAUGCAGCAGGGCAGGCCAGCCCCGCCGCUGGCUGCCUGGCGUCCUGGCGCAUGGCUUCCUGGAAGGCGAGAGCUGGAACCCAGAGGGCUUGUGCUCCCUGCUGCUGGGGGCCUCAUGGUGCUCCGAGCUGGCCCCAGACUCUGUCGGGACUGGCACCAGCUCAGAACUAACUCCCUCUGCCCCCCCGGGCCUGAGGGCAGUGGGGCAUCGUGUUGUAGCGGGAAGGGCUGUUUCUUCCCGUGUCUGCGAGCCCUGGUGAGAGAGAAUGUGUUAAAGGCCUUAAUUAUGUACUGUUGGGAAAAGGGUUUUGUUCAGAAAGACAAACUGGACAAAUGUGCAAAUUCUGUGCUUCCAGAGAGAAGACAAAGCAGUAGACAGCUUGGCUGACUGCUUUAAAAGUCUGUUUCUGAUGCCCCUGGGGUUUAUAUCCAAUCCCAUCUGGGGCAGAGUGGGACCAGCCUCACAUUCCACUCAUGCCACGUAUCACAGUGCUUGGAGCCUAUUUAUUUUGUAUUUAUUUGAACAGAGUUAUGUCCUAACUAUUUUUAUAGAUUUGUUUAAUGACUAGCCUGUCAUUUUCAACUUCAUUUUUUAUUCAUAUUUAUGUUCGUGGUUGACUGUACCUUCCCAACACCGUGAGGUGGGGGUGGGGUGGGGAAAGGAAGGAGAGGCCAGGGGAGGGAGCCUCCCGCCACUGCCCACACCGACGUCAUGUCUGUCCAAAGGAAUUCCUCUUGGAACUGGCGACCAAGAAGGAGGGUGACAUAGGGGACCCCAAACAUGGAGAGGUGUCCUGUGGCAGGUUGGGGCAGCACUGGCACCUCGGAAGCCUUAGGAUCUGAGGGCUUGACUGGGGUGGGGAGAGGGGAGAAAUCUCGAGUCCUUUGAAAAUGGAAGUCCAAAUCACUUCUUGGACUGGAGGAUUUCUUUAUUUCACCCUUUUUGUAUGACAGCGCAGUGAGGUGCCCAUCACUGUGAGUUCGGGGUGGGGGCCUAGAGGAGAGGGCGGCCAGCUCCCCACCCGUGCGUGUGAAGUGGGCUCCCUCCCUCCCGGGCCCCCCAGCUGCUCAUGCUCAAUAAUGCUGGUCACCUUGCAGCUUCGCAGCUGCACUUCAUUCCGCCAGAAGGGCCUGACGAGGACAAUUGAAAUAGGAUGCAAAGAUCAAUGCAAAAGUUAUUGUUAUAUAGAAAUAUAGUUAUAACUGGAAUUUGUGAAUAAGCAAAUUACAAGAGAAUUGGAAGUGUCAUUUAAAACAGCCUUCUAAUAAAGUUGUUUCAAAGCUGA